Molecule: messenger RNA, 2329 nt
Organism: Xenia sp. Carnegie-2017
Lineage: Eukaryota; Metazoa; Cnidaria; Anthozoa; Malacalcyonacea; Xeniidae
Product: inositol-pentakisphosphate 2-kinase-like
Biological process (GO): inositol phosphate biosynthetic process
Cellular component (GO): nucleus
Molecular function (GO): ATP binding; inositol-1,3,4,5,6-pentakisphosphate 2-kinase activity
Source: RefSeq, a predicted model, not a curated record
AUGGAAGAAAUUUUCUUGUUUUCAAAAUGGUUUUACCGCGGUGAAGGAAACAAUACAUUGGUUAUUUAUAGUCCAGAAAACAGGACGGUUCUACGUCUUCCGAAAUCAAAUGUGUGUCGCGCAAAAGAGGAAACGUCCUUACUCUACUGGAGGGCAAAAACUCUUCAAAGUUUACAGAAAGGUUUGAAAUGGGCGAACAAGUUUUUCCCACUUAUAGGUGCUGAGUACGUUCAAAAUGGCUCGAUUAUUGAACUUCCCGAUAGUUUUAUUAAAAAUAUAACAGAUCUCAUCACGUCUAGCAACGAAGAAAGACCAAAAUAUCGCCUCAUGAAGGAAGUCAGCCCGUAUAACAAAUUUGCAGUUCUCAUGCCUGACUUUUGUUUUGUUCGCAGCUAUGGUACUGAUAUCUCAAGCCCCAGGGAUAUGACCACACCCAUGAGUGCUGCUGGAAAUUUGUUACCCACAUUUUGUGUUGAAAUUAAACCCAAGUGUGCCACUCUACCCAUGUUUCGUGGAGUGGGGUGCAAGGCUAGAAUUAAAACAUCUAUAUGCAAGUUUUGUUUAACGCAAUGGACAAAAGUUAACCGAGAUGGUAAAUAUUUGCAAAGAAGUGGUUAUUGUCCCAUGGAUCUUUUUUCUGCUGAUAUUCACCGAGUCUGGCAUGCUCUGCUCUGUUUGCUUGAAAAUCCUCAAAACAAUUUGAAAAUCUUCAAAGAUGGCAUAUCAAUGUACUCUGGUGACCUGACAUCACCAUCGGAGUAUCAGCAAUGCAUUACUAGUGGUGAUAACACACUACCAUUCAGUAUUAUGACAUCACAAUACAAGAAACUAUUGAUCCAACUUGAGGAAGAUCUUAAUAAUACACUUAUCAGUGGCCAAGUCUUUGGAACAAAUCUUGACCAUUCGCUAGAAGAUGGCAUUAAUCUUAAUUCAACAAUUUUUCUCCUUUCCACCUUGCUACAAUUACUUAUACAUGAUUCCAACCAAAACACAACAGAAGAUGUAUCUGAAAGUGAUCAAAUUCCUCAAAUUUGCAAAGGAAGUCGGUACUUGAGAAGUAAAAAUAGUAAAAGCAUUCCGGAAGAACUUGUUUCUAAAAACCUUUCCUUUGGAAACUAUGGUGUUUUUCAGAGGAUCUUGAAUGUACAAAAAUUGGAUGAAAUUGGCAGUAAUGAGGCAUUGCUCAUCUUCAACAAUCUCUGUGAAAAAGGUCAUCGAGAUAAUGUAGACUUUUGCCUGGAAAAUGCCAGAAUGCAUACCAGUGAGAAUGAUGUUAACAAGUCCACUAAUGGAAUGACAUUAAGGUUUGAAAAGCCUCCAAGGUUGAACCAAAAUGCCAGAAGACUUCAGGGUGAACAUCAAUAUCAUGCUAGUGAAGAAAAGGAAAUGGAAGCACUCAUUAAAUAUCUUAUUUCCGCCAGUUCCAAGGAUUGCUCUGUGAUGAUAUCAUUUCAGGAAAUCACUCAAGGCAAUACAAACUACAAGAAAUGCUUUAAGGAAGUCUUCAGUGGAAAGGUUUUUAAUUAUUCAAUUGCUGUUGUAGAUUUGGAUUUCAAGGGCAGUGAGCGCAUACCCAAAUAUUAUCAAGAAGAUGAAGAUAUUGUUGACAACUAUUUUCACUUCAAUACCUAGUGUAUGAAAAAUUUGCCAACUUGUUAACUCCAGUAUAUUCAGCGGCCUCAGCUCUGGCAACUCACUGCUUUCUCCCAGUCUCCAUUAUCUUUACUAUAAGUCGUGAUGAAAUCAAUACAGAGAACGUGAAACAGUAAUGAUUGCGAUGUUAGAUCGUUAGACGUUGUUCAGCAUUGUUAGACGUUGUUUAACAUUGCAGUCGUUAGACGUUGUUCUUCAUUGUUAGACGUUGCUUAACAUUGCAGUCGUUAGACGUUGUUCUUCACUGUUUUACAUCGUUGGACGUUGUUCAAACUGGUUUGGCGUCGUUAGACGUUGUUCUUCACUGUUUUACAUCGUUGGACGUUGUUCAAACUGGUUUGGCAUCGUUAGACGUUGUUCUUCACUGUUUUACAUCAUUGGACGUUGUUCAAACUGGUUUGGCGUCGUUAGACGUUGUUCUUCACUGUUUUACAUCAUUGGACGUUGUUCACCUUGUUUGGCAUCGUUAGACGUUGUUCAAACUGGUUUGGCGUCGUUAAACGUUGUUGAACGUUGUCCUUAUGGCUUCGUGCAGUUCUUUCUAACCAUGGAACUUUAACCAGAAAUAACAUUCAUAUAUAGAGUAAUAAUAACAUUAUAUUGUUUAUAAUUUUCAUCAUUUUACAUCGGCAUAACACACGGAAAGUCCAUUCUAUUAAAUCAAAGUUAAAGUAAA